AUGGUGUUGAUGAAUAAUGACUCUUCCUGUGUCAUUGGUGGGCUGUACGUACUUGGAGUGGUUCAUGGAGUUUCAAACCGUUCGCCAUGGCACUUCGUAUCAUCCGACGGAGUCACCAUGGAAUGGGUCAAGGUCGGGGUGUUGGACACGGGGGACACGGGUAGACUGCAGUGGACUACAUACGGAACCGUCCUGGAGGAAGUCUUCGGUGUGCGUGACAGAUUUCAUUCGACGCACGUUCAUCUUCGCCUCCAAAAGGGCACCAACCAAACACUUACUGCCUUCUGGCGGCAGGAUGCAGAAACCGAGUGGACUGCGAUGAAUCCUCAGCUGAAUUUUGCGUGGGAGUCCAUUGAAGUAGGACUCUAUGCCGCGCAAUGCGAAGAAUACGGCAACGCAAGCGUAGACUUUGAUUACAUAAUCGACAGAUCGAAAAUUUCGCAUGAUGAAGUGUUCGGGGGAUCAGCAGAGCCGGGACUUCUUAGCCAUGCCAGUUGUGUUGGCAGAGGAAUAGGGGACACAACAACAAGUGAUCCAAGUGUUUCUGAUGCGCUCCAGAAGUCUGUGGAUGUGAAAGGAUUUUCUCAAGAGAUGAAAGAAGUUCAUCUUGUUGAUGGCGAUUACAGUACUGGAAGUGGCGGGUUGGAGAUGAAUGAUGUCAAGACGAUUGUUCUGCGAGGAAGCGUCACUUCACAAGACUUUGUAUACGCAUGGAAUUCUACAAGUUCCGGUCAUUUUGUCAAGACUCCACGCUACGAUGAAUCAUUAGGCGGCUUUUACGACAAUUUUGCUUGGAACGGAACGGGUUGGACACCUCUGGUGGUACGAUACACUGUUUCUUUCAGACCGAGUCUUGUUGAGUCGAAGAUGGUUUUUUUUAUUGACGGAGUGGAAAGACCGACACUCAUCGUUACCAGACCGUCUGAAUACAAGCAGCCAAGAAUCUAUAUCUUUACGAUAGCAGAACAGAAUUCCAAUCACUCAGUGGAAGGGUUUGUCUUAACAACGCAGAAAGGAGUAGGUUUCGACCAUGCAUACACCACAGGGACGCGAAACAAUGGAGCAGAUGCAGGAGAAGUUGAACUACAUGUUUGGGCCAGUGCCCCUGACACUCUGUACUAUCAGGGAACCAAGACAACCGAUGUGGGAGGUAUGAUCGAGGUCAGAGACUCGCUGCUCGCUCCGUCCAAGCUUGUCCGCACAAGACGUCUAAUGGAGGAGAGGCCGAUGAAUCAAGUAGAUGAAUCCAAAGAUUCUUUCCGAGAAAGUCUGAGGACAUACUACAUGAAGCAUAAUAGAGCAAAGCUGACGGAUCUCGAGGACAUGGUGAAUGAGUGGUUUCUCAAACAAGAAGAACUUGAUCAACUCCUUUCUUUGAAGUAUGGCGAAGCUUUGUCAUUGCAUCGAUCUGCAUCGACCUCUGAAUCCUCCAUGGCCCAAUUGAUGCCCAAAUCACCAAUCUUGCUACAUCCACAUACUACUCCGACUCCGCCAUUGCCUUCAUCACCUAAAGAACUCCUGGGACAAGACGCACGCGUCGACACGGAAGCUCAGAGCAGUCCUAAUCCAAAAGAGCAAGUCAAGGCUUCAAUCAAGAGUCACAAGUUUCAGCUCAGGCUGAAUGAAGAAUCUGCUCUUCUUGAAGCGAAAUCAAGAAAUAUUCCAUUUCUGAGGAGAAAUCUAAGCCUGGAGGAAACUGUUGUAGGGCCAGCGAAAGUUGUAAUCUCAUGUGGAGGAGGAUAUUUUUUUUCACCUCUUAUGAAAACAUCGCCUAUGCUGGUUGUCGUUGACCUCAAUGUUGAAUUCGUUGAUUGCAAUUUUGUAUUCUCCGAUAGUCUUGUCUUGUCCUCUUCGGUCUCGAUCUUGCUUCAAAGGAGCAUCGUGCGCUUUUCGAGAUGUGCGUUCUCGAAAGGAAGGAGCGGACUGGAGAUUGACUCUUCCAUGGUAGACUUUCGCGACUGUAGAUUUAGUGAUGUUGAAUAUCAACAUGAUGGCUCAUCGCUUUCUCUGGGCUACCGGAAGAUAAUCGCAGGAGGAGGUUUGCAGCAAGCAGCAUCGUUGGAUCAAAUGUUUGCCAUGUCUCCUCAAGUCUACAUGGCAGAUGUGAAGUUUGAGAACAACUCGGCAAGCAUGGGAGGAGCUCUGCGUGUUUCGAGAGGAAGCUUUUAUUGCCAACGCUGCGAGUUCAGCAGGAACUCGGCGAGGAGAGACGGAGGAGCUAUCGUGCUGGAGGGAUCUGCAGCAGUGAUCAUUACGAACUCGCUCUUUGAAAGAAAUGUCGCUACAGGAGGAGGGUCGCUCGCGCUUCUCAGUGGAAGUGCUAUCUUUGCCCAAGUUGAUUUCAACUUCAAUUUUGCCCGCCUGUAUGGAGGAGCGAUACUUUAUAACAUGUCUGCCGUACCAUACAAGCUCGCUCGAGAGUGCGAUUGCAAAAUUUCCUACAGAGUUUUGCCUUGUUUGACAGCUUUUUUACGAUGCAACUUUCUCAAUAACUCAGUCAUCGGCUCCACCAAGGAAGUAGGAAAUGGAGGAGCAAUUUUCUUUCUCGGUUCUGGAUCAGCUUCGAUUGAGGGGAGCUCGUUCAUACAGAAUUUUGUUGGUGGACCCAACGGCAUGGGUGGAUGUUUCGGAAUGAAGGAUGGAGGAAGGUUUUACUACAAGCUUGGACUCAGCGACUACCGCGAGUUUCCUCUUUUACGCUUUGGUUUCAACGGGAAUCCGUACCUCGAUCCCCACAGUGCAACCCUGCUGCCAAAUGGCCUUGGUCUUACUGCAAGCAAUCCAUACGAGCCCGCGUGGUUCACAAAAGAGCUUCCUGCUGACCCAAGAUUGACCGAUCAGUGGCCCUUUUAUGCUACAGGGGAGCGAUUCACAGGGUAUUUCAGUCCUUUAGCGCAGCCUGGCCAAAAGGUUGCAUCUGGAGGGCUCUCGUUCGUCCUCUAUGAUGGUGCUCCAGUUUUGGAUGGAUGGGAGCAGGUUGUAGGACAAGUCAUCUUCAAAGACUGCAACAUCUACGAGAACAUGCCGGCAGGGCUUUCGGCAUGCUACAUGGACGUCGAAACUCACAAGCAAACGUGUUUGGGUGACAAGCAGCUCUUGUAA
Guillardia theta CCMP2712 is the source of this 3102-nucleotide messenger RNA. RefSeq lists its product as hypothetical. NCBI's taxonomy places the organism in Eukaryota, Cryptophyceae, Pyrenomonadales, Geminigeraceae. The transcript has 8 exons. The record is from RefSeq and is a predicted model, not a curated record. The coding region runs from base 1 to 3102 and encodes 1033 amino acids.